CCACCUCUCUCUUUAUUACUACUACUACUACACAAAUCACAAGAAUAAAUAGAGAGAAUCAAUCCCCUUUAGCUCUGCCCCUUUUCAGUUUCUUUAAAUUUAUUAUUUUAUUUUACAUACUAUAAAUACAGAAAAAAGUGAAACCCCACCUUCAUGUUUGGUUAACUUUGGCCUGACCUAAACCAAGAAACAUAUCACAGAGUUAUAGGCAUAGGUUUGCCAACAGACUAGACUACAAUAUAGAGAGGAGUGACCCUCCCUCUCUUCUCUCUAUAGAACAAAUCAAGUCAUUGUUUUGGGUACAAAAAGUCACUUCUUUCAUUUUUUUGCUGUGGUGAAAAACUUUUUGAUAUGGCCAUUCAAGCGCAGUUGUAUUCGGAGAAUCUUGGUUUUCCUUUAGGAGUUUCGCAGGAUUUGAUGGAGAAUAAUUCUAGUGGAUUCAAUCAGUUUUCUUUUAACCCUCAACAGCAGCAACAUUACGAGUACCCACAACAGCAUCAGCAGUUGCAAAAUCUUUACCAAAAAGACAAUCAGAAUUUGAUGCAAUUCGUCCCAAAAUAUAACAGUAGUUCUGCACAAACAAUGCCAACGUUUUCCCAGAGUCUAACUUCCCAGUUAGAGAAACAGAAUAUUGAGAUCAAUCGGUUCAUCAGUUUACAGAACGAGAGAUUGAGAUUGACACUACAGGAGCAGAGAAAGAAACAAGUGGCAUUAAUCUUGAGAAAAUACGAGUCAAAGGCACAGUAUUUGCUAAAACAGAAAGACGAAGAAAUUGCAAAGGCAGCAAACAGGACAACAGAGCUACAAGUUUUGUUGAAAAGAAUGGAAAUAGAGAAGCAAACAUGGCAGAGAAUGGCCAAAGAGAAAGAAGCAAUGGUGAUGUCACUUAACAACACGAUUGAACAGUUAAAAGAGACUGCUUGUUCAUCACCAAACAACAGAGGUACUGCUGAAGAUGCAGAGUCUUCUUGUCAUGUAGCAGAAGAAGAUAAAACAGAACAACAGUGUGGACAUGAGAUGAUGAUGUGCAAAAGCUGCAAUUCUAGGAUAUCGUGCAUGAUUUUCCUGCCUUGCAGACACCUAUGUUCAUGCAAAUAUUGUGACACUUUUCUCCACUCAUGUCCUGUCUGUAAUAUGUUGAAGAAAGCUAGCAUUGAAGCAUUGAUUUGAUCUGCUGUGAAAAUGACUUGUUUUCUUGUUUCCAAGAAAAAUCACAGUAAAUUUAUGGUAGUUCGUGGAUAGAUUAGUCAUUCUAUAUGUAUUCAUUAAUUUCUUGACUAUCUUGUUUUUCUCUGUCUACUUUUUGACGACUUGAACAGAUUUACAAUUAGCAGUGCGACAUGGCACUAGCAUCUUUUUCC
Nicotiana tabacum (common tobacco) is the source of this 1361-nucleotide messenger RNA. RefSeq names its product BOI-related E3 ubiquitin-protein ligase 1. Gene Ontology annotation, molecular function: ubiquitin-protein transferase activity. NCBI's taxonomy places the organism in Eukaryota, Viridiplantae, Streptophyta, Magnoliopsida, Solanales, Solanaceae. The record is from RefSeq and is a predicted model, not a curated record.